CGGGGCGGACGCUCACGCCCCUCCUUUCCUCUCCGCCUCCGCCCUGCGGCGCGCUCGGGCUUCGGAGCCGACAUGGGCGCCGCCGCGUGGGCAUGGCCGCCCUUGCCGCUGUGUGCGUUUCUCCAGCUGCUGCUUCUGCCGCUCCCCGGGCUGCCCGCGGGCUCCUGGGAUCCGGCCGGUUACCUGCUCUACUGCCCAUGCAUGGGGCGCUUCGGGAACCAGGCUGAUCACUUCUUGGGCUCCCUGGCGUUUGCAAAGCUGUUGAACCGCACCCUGGCUGUACCCCCUUGGAUUGAGUACCAGCAUCACAAGCCUCCCUUUACCAAUAUCCAUGUGUCCUACCAGAAGUACUUCAAGCUGGAGCCCCUCCACGCCUACCAUCGGGUCAUCAGCCUGGAGGACUUCAUGGAGAAGCUGGCACCCACCCACUGGCCCCCUGAGAAGCGGGUGGCCUACUGCUUUGAAGUGGCAGCCCAGAGAAGCCCUGACAAGAAGACAUGCCCAAUGAAGGAAGGAAACCCUUUUGGCCCGUUUUGGGACCAGUUUCGUGUGAGUUUCAACAAGUCCGAGCUCUUUGCGGGCAUUUCCUUCAGCUCCUCCUACAAAGACCAGUGGAUCCAGAGAUUUUCUCCAAAAGAACAUCCAGUGCUGGCCCUGCCAGGGGCCCCAGCCCAGUUCCCCGUCCUGGAGGAGCACAGGCCACUGCACAAGUACAUGGUGUGGUCGGAUGAGAUGGUGAGGACAGGAGAGGCACAGAUCCACGCCCACCUCGUCCGGCCCUACGUCGGUGUUCACCUGCGCAUUGGCUCUGACUGGAAGAAUGCUUGUGCCAUGCUGAAGGACGGGACUGCGGGCUCCCACUUCAUGGCCUCUCCACAGUGCGUGGGCUACAGCCGCAGCACAGCCGCCGCUCUCACUGUGACUAUGUGCCUCCCCGACCUGAAGGAAAUCAAGCGGGCCGUGAAGCUCUGGGUGAGGGCUCUGGACGCCCAGUCUGUCUUCAUCGCCACGGAUUCUGAGAGCUAUGUGCCCGAGAUCCAGCAGCUCUUCAAAGGGAAGGUGAAGGUGGUGAGCCUGAAGCCCGAGGUGGCCCAGAUCGACCUGUACAUCCUUGGCCAGGCCGACCACUUUAUUGGCAACUGUGUUUCCUCCUUCACCGCAUUUGUGAAGCGAGAACGAGAUCUGCAGGGUAGGCCGUCCUCUUUCUUUGGCAUGGACAGGCCCCCACAGCUGCGGGAUGAGUUCUGACCCUGGCUGGAGCACAUCAGCAGUCCCAGCUGGGCCCUCCUGCCUGGCCUGGCAGCCAGAGCUGCUCCCAGGAUUGAUCUCCAGAAGAACGAGCUUCUCUUCAGCUGCCAAGGACAGAAAAAAGUACCAGGACUGCCUAGAGGAGGAAGAUGGCCCAACUCCCAGGGUACGGGACUUCUAAGCUCUCAGGGGCCAGACCAUCUUCCCUGCGUAUGUACUUCUGGCUAUUUCUCCUGGGAGUUUCUCACACCAGCAAAGUAGCCCGACCACUGUCUUUUGGUCUAUGCUGCUCUGAGCAGCCUGGGAUGCUGCACUCUCUUCAAAGAGAUUUUAUAUAUAUUAUGUAUCUCUCUCUGUAUAUAUAUCAAGAUAUCAAGAGAGAGAUUUUUAUAGUUUUCAUACAAAGUCAUGACUAACCUAGAACUCUCUCAUUUAAAAAAAAAAUCCAUGAAGUUCAUUAAUGUAGGUACCUAAAGUGACCUUAACCGAAUGUAAAUGAGGCUCAUGGGAUGGAGGUAUUCGCCACUUUUCCAUGUGACCCCCAGAGUGGCCCUCAGACUCAUCCCUGCUCCCUGGCCAGAGCCACUGUUGGCCCCGCUUCUUGGUCCCUGUGCAGGUUUGAGGCAUGAACACCAUCCUCCACUGCAAGCACUAUGCAAAUGGAAGUUCUCCGUCCUGGUGCCACACAGAGCUCCACACGGCUGAGUGCUGCUCACGCAACACACUCCCCGCGAGGAGCACACGCCACCAGGCCGGACUGUCAUGGCACUGGUCUUCGAGCCUCUUGGUAGUUGGUGGCCUGCCACAAACCUGGCACCAUCAGGGUCUUACGACCCAUCACCAGGGGCCAGAGCUUACGGGCCUGGUGGGACCCUCCUGAAAGCUGCCAUCUCCUCUUCUGAUCUCUUGUCUCGGGUCUGGUUGUAGCAUUUUUCCCUGAAGUCGGCAUCCAGGGCCUGUCCUCCCAGCCUUUCUCCUGCAGCCGGAGCCCUCAGAUUGUAUUCUCGCCAGACAGUAUUUGGUGAGCCUCUGGCCAGACGCAGGAGUCACUGGAGUCCUGGUUUGGAAGCACUUGUGCCCCUUCCUGUCCAGUGUACUCUCUGACUGGUGAGGUUUACAGUCUUUCCUUUUCUCUCAGAUACUGUGGAUGUAAUCAUCCAUGACUCCUCAGAGUCUGACGACUUGGCCUUGUGGCUCUAAAAUUCAAGUCUAACACCUGCUGAUCUCCCACCGUCAUGUGACUUCUCUUGGUCUUUGAUCCCGGGAAGGUGGAGGAGACACUCAUGAGAGCCAGGCCCCCAGCUUCAGUCUGGUACUUCCUCCUCAGGUUACCUUUGGGAAGAGAUACUGUUUUUGUCAGGGCAGGCUGGGUCAGAGGUUGUGGGGCACCAGCAGGGUCAGGCACCAAAGGUGACAUUUAUUGCUUAGAGCCACUGCCCAACUCUAAGCAGGAGAAACUGUAUAGAAAGGGCCUUUGCACUUUCCCUCUCGGGAAGAGUGAGAUGUUUUAUUCCUAAGUGGGCUCUGAGAGAUGGUUUAUGUAUUCAGACUCGUUCAUGAGCCUCUUUCAGAGACACAGAGCCUGUGCCCCUGCCUCCAGUGGCUGCUUGGGAAAGCGUAGCUCACUGGCUGGUUUCAUUUGCUGGUUUCAUUUGCUGGAUUCAUUUGCCCACCACAGCCGCACACUAGGCACAUGCAUUAGAGUCUGGGCUCUAAAGGGCCAUCCAAAUCACGUUGAUUGGCAUCACCUGUAAUAAUAGCUGUGUUUCUGGGGGAGAGGGCGCCGGAGUUGUAGGCAGAUUCAGUGUGUUCUGUAGGCAAGCACGUUAUUCCUCUUUGACCCAGUUUUCUCACCUUUAAAGUGGCGAUAACACUGACUGGGUUGUUGAAGGGCUCAAAUCAGAUAAAGCAUGUAAAAGAGCACAUUGUAAACUUGAAAGAGACAAAGGCACAUCUGUGCCAGUUGAUUAUUUUGACUGCCUCUUGCCACAUACCUACUCUGCUGGCACUGUGCUUAAGUGAUUUAUGGGCAGUCUCUGAUUUGCUCCUCCUUCCCACUUCCCCCAGCCCUGGGAAGUAGGAAUUACUGUUAUUAUCCUCUUUCUGCACAAGGAAAAACCAUCAGAAAAUUCUCGCUAUUUUCCAAGACCACACAGCCGGUGGCAGUAAACCAGGAUCUGGCUUCCCAAAGCCAGUGCUGGCAGCCACCGUGCUCUGCUGCCCCCGGUUCACAGGAUGCACUGUACUCCCAGUAGGUUCCUGCUGUGGGCGUUCGGGGAGGGGGAGGUCACCCAGGAAACAGAAAGCUACAUGAAGCUUAAAGUUCCCUUGGCCAGUUAUUCCACAUCCUUUUAGUAACAGGUAUUUAUUGAUCAACUAUUGUGUGCCAGGUACUAGGGCUCCAGCAGGGAAUCAGAAGUUUUCAUUCUCAAGGGAUUUGCAUUGUAGUAAGUAGACGUGCAAAAAUGUACUGUGGUUGCCGCUGGUUAAGUGCUGUAGAAGCAAAUACAGGGCACGAGGGCCAAAGAGGGGGAGCAGUGCUGUUUUAGGUGCCGAGCUCCGGUGGGGCCUCUCCGAAGAGCGGCUGUGAAGAAGGGAGGGGCGCUCACUCCGAUUUCUGGAGGUAGCGCAUUCCCAGCAGAAAACAGAGGAGACAGCAAGUGCAAAGGCCCUGAAGCUGACGUGGGAGAGUGAAGAACAGUAAGGAGGUCCAUGUGGUAGAAGGGAGGCAAGACACUGCAGUAGAUCGCAGCGGGAGAGGUCACUCAUCCUGCAGCCUAGCGGGCAGCGGUAAGGCGGGGCCUGGCUUUCACUUGGAAAGAUACGGAAAACCUUUGUAGGGACUGAGUGGAGGAGGAUCAUGGUCUGAUUUGUGUUUCUGAAAGACCUCUUUGCCGCACAGAGAAGCAGUGGGAGGAAGGAAGAGUAGAAGCAAGGAGACCAACAUGGAGCUGAUGCAGAGAUGCAGGUGUGAAAGACGGAAGGCCAGACAAAGGUCACUGCGCCGAAGAUGGUAGGAAGAGGUCAGACUCUGGACACGUAAAAGUAUUUUUAAAUUUCAAGCUUUUUUUUAAGGUGUAAGUCUUUGCAUAGUUUUAAUUACGCAGUGUAUGCAGUGCACUGUCCUGUCUUUCACUUGGCUGUGUAUCACUCUCCAUGUUGUUACGUGGCCUGAGUAAACGUUUUUAAUUAUAUGAAAUUUCACUGAGGGGUGUCCCAGAGUUUAUUAUCGUCCUAUGAUGAGAACCUAGUAUGUUCUCAGUUUUUCACUAUUCAAAAUAUAUUUUUUGUAUGGAUUUUGUCUUUUUACUUGUUUAUUUUUGUUGUUGUUUGUAAAGUGUUUUUUGUAUUAAAAUACUCCUUAAGGUAAAUUUCCAGAAGUGGAUUUGUUAUGUCACAGAUUUAAAUAUAAAAACUUUCAUUAUGGAAAAACUCAAAUAUAAAUCAUGAGUGAUAAAAUAAAUUUCCAGUUUCAGUAGCUGUAA
This is a messenger RNA of Artibeus jamaicensis (Jamaican fruit-eating bat), 4733 nucleotides long. RefSeq names its product protein O-fucosyltransferase 1 (gene POFUT1). The coding region runs from base 73 to 1248 and encodes 391 amino acids. The record is from RefSeq and is a predicted model, not a curated record. Gene Ontology annotation, molecular function: peptide-O-fucosyltransferase activity. The transcript has 7 exons. Gene Ontology annotation, cellular component: endoplasmic reticulum. NCBI's taxonomy places the organism in Eukaryota, Metazoa, Chordata, Mammalia, Chiroptera, Phyllostomidae. Gene Ontology annotation, biological process: protein O-linked glycosylation via fucose; regulation of Notch signaling pathway; Notch signaling pathway.